Symbiodinium natans is the source of this 3480-nucleotide messenger RNA. The record is from the annotation of a GenBank genome assembly. NCBI's taxonomy places the organism in Eukaryota, Dinophyceae, Suessiales, Symbiodiniaceae.
AUGGCGAAUCUGCCGGCCUUGCUUCACAGCUUGCGGGAGCUUGAGGACCAGUUGCAGAAAGUUCUCGGAGAAGUUCGUGCGGAGGUGGAUUCCUUGUCUACGCAUGCGGAGCCCCAAAAAGCGGAGAAGACCUCCCAGGAUCCCUCAUCAGAGGUGCCUCUGGUCCUGAAGAGCUGCGUCAUGUGCGAGGAGACCGAGAGAGAGAAUGCCUCGCACGUUGGCAUCAGAAGCGCGGCGACGCAGCAUGCAGCCUCGCUUCUGGGUCACACGGAAAGCCAUCCAAAGAUGCACCUCAACUCCCACUUCAUGGAGCUCUCCCUGACAUCAGGUGGGGCUCUUCAUGCUGCCGGAUCUGCAGGUAUCCAACCUGCAGCACUUCGAGCAAACUCAGGCUUUUCUCCCCAGAGGAUGAAGGAAAGGACCAUGCUGAACUCCUUCUGGUCAGCUGUCCUGGCGCCCCACUCGCGGCCACGCAUCGCUUGGGAUGCCAUCGGCACAGGCCUCGUCAUUCUGGAUGCCUUGAUCCUUCCGCUCAGCCUCGCAUGGGAUUUCGACGUGUCACCAAUGAAAACUGAUGAAGUCUUCUUGCAAUUUUACGCUGUCUUGCAUUUGGUCUUCUGGCCUCUUGACAUUCUCGUGAACUUCAACACGGGAUUCUACCAGAAAGGCGUGCUGAAUCUGAAGCGAUCCAGCAUUGCGAAGAAUUACAUGCAGACGUGGCUUUCGUUUGACCUCGCGAUCGUGGCUAUUGACUGGCUGUCCGUGAUUAUUAUCGCCACACAGGGCGAUUCCGGAGUCGGCUACGCGAGAUCGCUCCGAACUGCUCGGUACCUGCGAGCGCUUCGAAGCUUUCGCGUGCUCCGCAUCGUAAAGGACGACAGGGUCAACGCAAUGUUGGAGAACAUCGUCAUUGCCAUGGGCCGCCAAUGGCUGAUCUUGGCAUUCAACGUAAUGAAGAUGCUCGCGUGGAUUGGGUGCACAGCACAUCUUCUGGCUUGUGCGUGGUGGGGCGUUGGCAUGCUGCAUGUGGCUACUGGAAACAGCUGGAUAGACUAUGCGGGCGUGACACAAUCUUCAGGCUACGUGCAGUACAUCCACGCCUUGGCUUGGAUCCUGCAACCGCCAUCUCCACCGGAGCUCUCGGUGCUGGCGCCGAACAGCUUCGCCGAGCGGCUGGUGUCCAUCUUGCUGGUUGUGGUGACUGUCCUGGUGAUUGGGUCCUCCUUGUCCUUGCUCACGGGCACCUUGCAGGAAAUACGGACCAUCAGCAAUGAACGAAGUCGGAAACGCAGGGAGCUUCGGACAUAUUUGCAUGCGCAAGCAGCACCCACUGAGCUCAUUAUGCGAAUCAUGAGCUUCGCGGACUACAAGCUGGAGCGCCACUCUCCCGUUUCCUUCGAUCCCGACCUCAUCUCGCCAUUGCUGGCAGCCGAGCUGGCUAUGUUUCAGAAGGGCCACCUCAUGAUGGAUCAUCCACUAUUCUCCCUGAUCAGAUCUGCCUUUCCCAAAGUAUUUGCUGACAUUUGCUGUGCUUUGGAGAAGCAGCUGUUCUACGAAGGUGAAUCUGUGUUUGUGGUCGGGCUGCUGGCAAAAGGCAUGUACAUCACCAGCCAUGGAAGCUUCUGUGUUCGCGCAGCUUCCGGCUCGGAAGAGGGCACCGAGCGGUUCACCGGAGACUACCACUUCUUUGCUGAGGCCGCACUCUUCGCAGAUGCCGUCGUUCACGACUGCACGUUGGACAUCGAGACGUUUGCCGAGGUUUUCUUCGUAUCUGGUCGAAGUAUGGCUUCCAUUCUGAUGAACUCCCCUGUUUGUGCUGCACUCUGCGUCGAGUAUGCCAGAGAGUUCGUGUCUGCCUAUUCCGAAGGGAUGCGAAGCGGAACUUCUGCCGCAAGUUGUGGUUGGAGGCGAGAGCUACGAUGCGCACAAGUGGCUAUGAAGACCAACUCCUUCUAUGUCGAGCUUCAUCUGGACGAGCGAAAGAUGCUGAAGUUCGUCAACUUGCUCCCGCCGACCAAUAGUGUCACCGCGAGCGUGUCUUCCCGGGUCUCAUCGGUCUCAUCGGUGGCGACGGCAGAGGCUCCAAAGCCCAUGACCAUUAGCCAGUUCACGUCUUGGGCGACCGUGGAGCGCGCAGACCCAGAAGGCUUUGUGACCAAGCUUCGUGAGGUGUAUGUCGAGCUGGACCCGGCGCAUGGCCUUCAUGCAAUGUAUUCUGAGCCGGUCGAGCGAGACAAGGCCGAGUGUGGCUGCCUUUGCCUAGCAGCUUUGGCCUCCAACAGCUACGAUUUGUUUGUCGCACCCCAGAGUGCGGAGUCUCGGCUGGAAGUAUCCCAGUGGAACCAGCUGCGCGGCUUCCUGGACUGGGCGGCCCCAACGCAGGAGAUGCUGCAGGCGGCCUUCUUCCUGCUGUCGGUGCGCAGCAUCGGAAAAUACAGGACGGUGACCCGCCAGCUUCCCGAGGAGCAUCAACGUCCAGAAGCUGCAUUGCUGUACAUCCUUGACCACUUCCCCAAUGUGGUUCCGUCGGUGCGAAGUUUGAGUGAGACCGCGAAACGGAUGGUGACCAAUGUCUUGCAGCUCCAACAGGAUUUCAUCCUGCCGCAGAUGCUGCAGGGCGAGAACGUGCCCGCAAACCUUGCGCAGCUGCAACGCUUCGUCCAGGAAACCGGUGAGGAGACGCUGAAGUUUUACGUUGUCUUCUUACUGGGCUUCAUGAGUGCUCUGCAAGGUGGUAAGGGUUCGAGCUUCAUGACUGCGGCCAACGCGAAGAGCAUCAUCCUCGGGCUUUCCGCAGUUCAGCAGCUUCUCUUCAAGGAUUCCCGACUUCUGUACUGGAUGUACAUCUACCAGCGGGGCUUACAGCUUCACCAGCCGGCGGGCUCUGCCGAAGAUUUGGCCGUUCUACGCCUUGCCUGCCUUUGCCGAGUCCGAGACAGACGUGACUUUGAAGAGCUGUCGAGAGACUGGGCUGAGCUCGGCGCUCCUGAUCAAGAGGUCCUGACACAACACUUUCUGGCAAGUGGAAUCCAGAACUCCGCCAUCGUUUUCGAGUUUCUUCCGCUUUGCUUGGAGCGCGCCAAGAGAAACCCGCACGUAUCCGUGCCAUGCCUACUAGAGAUUCUGGUUGUUUUGGUCAAGUCUGUCUUCACGAUGCGCGCAAGCGAGCAAGCAGGAGAGAUUGGAGAGAUCAUCACGGUCGACCUGUCGAACCUGGCAGCCUUCAUCCUCAUGGUGCAAAACCGAUUCGUCUUCCAGACGUGCCUCUCACGGUCAAAGCUGAUCGUGACACAGAACACGGCGCAGAAGAACGGCCAGGGUGUUCGAGAUGCUUGGUUCCGACUGGACCUGACCGAGGACAACUGGAACCGGGUGAACGAGAGGCAGCACGAUGUGGCUUUGCUUGCCAGCACGGUGCGGGAUAUUCUGCAUCGGCAGAGCAGCACGAAGCGGACGGUUUUCGAUACCGUGAGCGUCUAG